Xiphias gladius (swordfish) is the source of this 2744-nucleotide messenger RNA. It is a transcript of the gene gusb, whose product is annotated as glucuronidase, beta. Gene Ontology annotation, molecular function: beta-glucuronidase activity; carbohydrate binding. The transcript is spliced from 12 exons. Gene Ontology annotation, biological process: carbohydrate metabolic process; glucuronoside catabolic process. Lineage: Eukaryota; Metazoa; Chordata; Actinopteri; Istiophoriformes; Xiphiidae. The record is from RefSeq and is a predicted model, not a curated record. Bases 31 to 1965 code for a protein of 644 amino acids.
CUCUCGGUGUACACCAAGAGCUGGUCCGGGAUGGGAAGGCUCGGGGUGUUCGGUGCCUUGUGCGUGUGCGCUGUGUUUGACGCGGUGCGUCCGCGGGGCAGCGGCAUGCUCUUCCCCCGGGAGUCCUCCUCCAGGGAGGUGAAGGAGCUGAGCGGGCGGUGGGACUUCAGGGCUGACAAGUCCCCGGGCAGGAACGAGGGCUUCGAGAGGGCAUGGUACAAAAGUCGCCUGGCAGAGACUGGCCCAGUGAUUGACAUGCCAGUUCCUGCCAGCUACAACGACAUCACCCAGGACCCCUCACUGAGAGAUUUCAUUGGCUGGGUGUGGUAUGAGCGAGAAGUGGUGGUGCCCGCCCGCUGGGUCGCAGAUGAAGGAACAAGAGUGGUUCUCAGAGUGGGAAGUGCUCACUAUUAUUCAGUGGUGUGGGUGAACGGGGUGAAAGUGACCGAGCAUCAAGGUGGCCAUCUUCCUUUUGAGGCUGAGAUAGGCAGUGUAAUCCGCAAGGACCCAACUACGCCGUGCAGAAUCACCAUUGCUGUUAACAACACUCUGACUCUGGAGACUCUACCUCCAGGAAUGAUCCAGUACAUGGACGACCAGACCAAGUAUCCUGCUGGUUUUUUUGUGCAAAACACCUGCUUUGAUUUCUUCAACUAUGCUGGGAUACAUCGCCCUGUAUUGCUGUAUACUACUCCUAAGGCGUAUGUGGAUGACAUCACUGUGAUGACUGACUUCUUGGAUAACACCGGUCUAGUCAAAUAUACAGUAUCAGUCCAAGGUGCUACCACAGCCACCCUGAAGGUCACUUUGACAGACAAAGAUGGACACUGUGUAGCCACCUCCAGCGAGCAAUCUGGGGUGCUCAAAGUGGUAGAUGUCAAGCUCUGGUGGCCGUACUUGAUGCACGAGAAUCCAGGUUAUCUUUACUCUUUGGAGGUUCACUUAAUGGCAGCCGAUGAGAGAUCAACACAGGAAGAUGUGUAUGCUCUACCGGUUGGCAUCCGCACUAUUAACGUAACCAGCAACAAGUUCCUCAUCAACAAUAAGCCCUUCUAUUUCCAUGGCGUCAAUAAACAUGAGGACUCUGAUAUUCGAGGUAAAGGCUUGGACUGGCCCCUGAUUGUCAAAGACUUUAACUUAUUGAAGUGGUUAGGGGCCAACUCGUUCCGCACCAGCCACUACCCCUAUGCUGAGGAGAUCCUGCAGAUGUGCGAUCGCCAUGGCAUCGUAGUGAUAGAUGAGUGCCCGGGAGUGGGCAUCAAGGACAUUCGUAGUUUUGGAAACGCCUCCCUCAGCCAUCACCUGGUCGUCAUGGAUGAGCUUGUGCGGCGGGACAAGAACCAUCCUUCUGUGGUCAUGUGGUCAGUAGCUAAUGAGCCUGCUGCAGAGAUGCCCCCUGCUGAAUUGUAUUUCAAGACCUUGAUAAAACAUACCAAAGCUCUGGACCCUACCCGGCCUGUCACUUAUAUCACAGACAGUAACUAUGCUAGGGACAAAGGGGCACCCUUUGUGGAUGUAAUCUGUGUAAACAGUUACUUCUCCUGGUACCAUGAUCCAGGCCACCUGGAGGUCAUCCCCAUCCAGCUCAACACUCAGUUUGAGAACUGGUAUGGAAAGUACCAGAAACCCAUCAUUCAGAGCGAAUAUGGAGCAGAUGCGGUGUCGGGGCUUCACAGUGAUCCACCCAUGAUGUUUACUGAGGAAUACCAGAAGGUAGUGCUGCAGAACUAUCACAAUGUGUUUGACCAGAAGAGGAAGCAGUAUGUUGUCGGUGAACUCAUCUGGAACUUUGCCGACUUCAUGACUGCACAAGGGGUCACUCGUGUAGUGGGGAACAAGAAGGGUAUUUUCAGCAGGCAAAGGCAGCCCAAAGCAGCAGCCUUCAUCCUGAAGGAGAGGUACUGGAGACUGGCAAACGAAACAAGCAGACUACCCCUUUGGACCAAGUACCCCUGCUUGCUCUGACACCCGCCACUGUUGGGGCACCCGAAUCAGGACAGGCUCGAUCCCAUGUAAGCACUAUGCCUUAUGGGAGAAUGCUGGUAAAAUUCAGUCAGUGUCUUCAGGGAAUUUAAUUAAGUACGUACAGUAUGGGACACUUCCUCAGAAAGCAGUUCAUUAUGUGAGCCUAAGAUCAAACCAUGAAACACAAGUUAGCUAUGCUAUUCCUGUGGUCUGCAUUUAUGAUCUAUGACUAAAAGGGUUUUUCUAGCAAUCUGGAACAUUUUUCUGAACAUAUAAACAAUUUGUGAUAUUGAUCAAAAUUAGCCUUCAGUUCUUCAGCAAUAGUGGAAUUCACAUUUUAGAAUCAUUAUUAUAAUUUUGAUAUGGUUUCCUUAGGAUCCACCUGAGUUAAGACUUGGGGAAUUUGUUUAGUUGUUUCGGGAUAUUCUCAUACAGAUAUGUGAGGUGGUGCGAUUUCAGUUGCAGUCAUAAAAGGGUAAAGUCAAAAACCAAUCAGUCCAAUCAAUCGUUUCCUCCAGUCAGAUGAUUUGAGCACAGUUGGCAGACAAAGGACAUAACAUGACAGAGAAAGUGUAAAGGAAAGGAGUUACCACACCAGCUCCUCUAUUGUUGCUUUUCUCUGUGCGUUUAAAGAAACAUUUUCUAUAAUAAGCACAACACUUGGUGUUUCAGCAGUUUGACAUAUCACCUGUAUUGGAAGGUGUUUUCAAAAAUGUAAGCCUCUGUCAUUUCUGUGCUUUGUAAGAGCAACAACAACUAAAAACACCCUAAAAACAAAA